Molecule: messenger RNA, 4109 nt
Organism: Sceloporus undulatus (fence lizard)
Lineage: Eukaryota; Metazoa; Chordata; Lepidosauria; Squamata; Phrynosomatidae
Gene: SIRT1
Product: sirtuin 1
Exons: 9
Coding region: 69-2372 (767 amino acids)
Molecular function (GO): NAD+ binding
Source: RefSeq, a predicted model, not a curated record
CUGCGCUGUCUGGGUCAAGCGAAGGAGAAGGCGAGGGCGAGGGAGGGAGCGGUUGCUCCUUCUCCAAGAUGGCGGACGAGGAGGCGCCACUCCUCCACUCCUCCCGCGGCGCCGCUCCGUCCUCAGCGGAGAGCCCUGAGCCGGCCUCGAAGCGGCAGCGGCGGGACUCUUCUGACAGCGCCGGGCCGGGGCGCGAGGGAGAGGCGCUCCUCCUUCUCCUCCGGGGGGAAGAGGAGGAGGAGGCCCUGAGGGCGGCGGAGGGGGAGGCCUCGGUGGCCAGCGAGGGAAGCGGAGGAGGAGGAGGCGGGGGAUGGAGCUGCCCCGAGAGCGGGCUCAGGCGGCGGGGCCUGCUCCGGGAGGAGACCACGGCGACGGCGACGGCGGCGACGCAGCAGCAGCAGCAGCAGCAGCACCAAGCGCCUCCUCCUCCUCCUCCUGCUGUGUGGCUGAGGGGAGGGGAAGGGGCGGGGGCGGCGCCGGCACCGGAGGACGCCAUUGGCUGCGGGACGGCGCAGUCUUCGAACCAGGGCGCCCAGGUCCCGCAGGACGAUAAUAUAUUUUUUAGUGAUGAAAUCAUUGCAAAUGGUUUCCAUUCCUGUGACAGUGAUGAAGAUGAUAGAGCCUCUCAUGCAAGCUCGAGUGACUGGACCCCAAGACCUCGUAUAGGUCCAUACACUUUUGUCCAACAACAUCUCAUGAUAGGCACAGAUCCACGUGCAAUUCUGAAAGACUUGUUGCCAGAAACAAUACCUCCCCCCGAACUGGAUGACAUGACAUUAUGGCAAAUCGUUAUUAAUAUUCUUUCUGAACCACCUAAAAGAAAAAAGAGGAAAGAUAUUAAUACUCUAGAAGAUGCUGUGAAACUCCUACAUGAGUGCAAAAAAAUAAUCGUCUUAACUGGAGCUGGGGUAUCUGUUUCUUGUGGAAUUCCUGACUUCCGAUCAAGAGAUGGCAUUUAUGCCCGCCUUGCAGUAGAUUUCCCAGAUCUUCCUGAUCCUCAAGCAAUGUUUGACAUUGAAUACUUCAGAAAAGAUCCAAGGCCAUUUUUUAAAUUUGCAAAGGAAAUAUAUCCUGGACAGUUUCAACCGUCUCUCUGUCAUAAAUUUAUAGCUUUGAUGGAUAAAGAAAGAAAAUUACUACGCAAUUAUACUCAGAACAUAGAUACUCUGGAACAAGUUGCAGGAAUUCAAAGGAUAAUUCAGUGUCAUGGUUCCUUUGCAACAGCUUCGUGCCUCAUCUGUAAAUACAAAGUUGAUUGUGAAGUUGUUCGGGGAGAUAUUUUUAAUCAGGUUGUCCCUAGAUGUCCCAGAUGUCCACCUGAUGAACCACUUGCCAUCAUGAAGCCAGAAAUAGUGUUCUUUGGUGAAAAUCUCCCUGAGCAAUUUCACAGGGCCAUGAAAUAUGACAAAGAUGAGGUCGACCUUCUUAUUGUUAUUGGGUCUUCGCUAAAAGUAAGACCAGUAGCAUUAAUUCCAAGUUCCAUUCCACAUGAAGUGCCUCAAAUUCUAAUUAAUAGGGAACCAUUGCCUCACCUACACUUUGAUGUGGAACUUCUUGGUGACUGCGAUGUUAUCAUCAAUGAAUUAUGUCAUAGAUUAGGUGGUGAAUAUGCAAAACUGUGCAGCAGUUCAGUCAAACUUUCAGAAAUUACAGAGAAACCUCCACGAUUACAGAAGGAAUCUGAAAUACAUUCAUCUGAGUUACCACCUACCCCACUAAACAUCUCUGAAUAUUCUAGUUCACCUGAAAGAAUUGCACCACAUGAUUCUCAAAUAGUACAUUCAGAGCACUCUUCUGAAUUUAAAGUAGCAGAUUCUGAAGCUGCCUUGGAAUCUAAAGAGAACUGUGUAGAGGAAAAGUCUCAAGUGCUACAAAACUGUUUAGAAAAUACUGAAAGUCUUCCUGACCAGUUAGAAAACCCAGAGCAUGUGAAGGAACAUGAAUCUAGACAAGGUGAAAACAAAGAAAGAAGUGAAAUAACAUCUGUUGAAACACUGAAAAAGUGCUGGGUUAAUAGAUGUGCAAAAGAACAGAUAAGCAAGCGGCUUGAUGGUACCCAAUACUUGUUUUUACCACCAAAUCGCUAUAUUUUUCAUGGUGCUGAGGUGUAUUCAGACUCCGAAGAUGAUGUCAUGUCCUCCAGCUCUUGUGGAAGUAGCAGCGAUAGCGGGUCCUGUCAUAGUCCAAGUUUAGACGUAGAAGAUGAAAGUGAAAUUGAAGAAUUCUAUAACGGCAUCGAAGACGACGAUGUUCCUGACAGAGAUGAGGAGAAUGGAUUUGGGGAAGAAGGAACUGAUGUUCAAGAAACUGUUGGUGAAUCUGUUUCUGGAAAUGAAGCUGUAGGAUUUGAUUAUUCAACGGACAAACUGUAAUUACUGACUGGUAUCAGGAACUUUUCCACCAGCAUUAGCAAUUUUGGCAUGUCAGAUUGAAUGUGUACUAAAUUUAGAGCAAGGAAACCAUAAGGAUGUAAUGUUUGUAAACACCUAGAGUAGAUUUUCAUGCAUAGUUUUCUAACUUUUCCAAUCAGAUUCUAUAAAGGCACACUCAACAUUAAUCUUUUGUUUUGAAUUUUGAAGAAGGUACUAAGUAUCUUUUUACUGUCACUGCAUUCACUUUUAUUAAGUUAAUCUGUGUGAUCUGUGUGUAUAUAUACAGUAUUUUUGCUUAACAAAUUUCAGCCUAAUUUUAUUUUUGAACUGUUCAAAAAAGCCAUUGGAAUGUUAAUAUAAUAUAAAGGGAACAGCUAAUCUAGACCAAAGAAUGGUAUUCUUCUCGCCUCUCUCGCUUUGUAACGUUUGGGUUUGUUUAAAGCCUGCUUAUGUCUCUCCUAAUUCGGUUAUUGCAUAAUUUGCUGUUAAACACUGGUAUUUCCCAAAGGUUAUGGCAGCUAUUUAAAAAAACUUAUAUUGGGCAUAUUUGCAUGUGAGCAUAUGGCAAGUAAAUUAAGUAUCAUAGUGAGUACCUGAAAAUCCCCAACCAUUUAGAUAAAUAUAAAAUGCUAGUUUUAAAAAAAACCUUCCUGUGGAUAUGUAAUAGUGCCUAUUGGUUUGCAAAAGUGUAGCAAGGAAAUAUUAAAUAAGAAUUUCUCAGACUUGGUUUGAUUUGACUCAAAAUGAAUAUUUAAUGCAGGACGUCAGUAUAUGAAAUAUUUUAUGUACAAUCUUUGUCUACACUGCCAAGAUGUGAAUUUGUAAAUGUACUGAAGGUAUGUAUAUAAUAUUCAGAACAAGGAAGCAGUCUUUACCAAUUACAAAAGUGUUUCUGUAUUUCCAAAUAACUUACACAAAUGUGUAGAGCUAUUCAUGCUUCCAGUAUAAUACAGAAAACUGAGUUCAAACGUAAGUUUGGAAUACAUUGCGUGUGGAUUUACUUCUGCUUGGAUAAUUUAAUACCACUUGUUGGUACAGUGUUGUUGUUUUUUAAAAAAAGCAUCUACUGAAAUUGGUACCAACACUGCUUUAAGACUACCUUUUAAAAACAGGUCUUGCAGGUGUUUCUAACUUGCAGAUGGUUUUCAUCCUUUACAGUUUGUUUCCUACCUAUCCAUUAAGUUUCUUCAUUUAUUCUUUAAACCACUUUUAACUCGCCCAAAAGAGCUCUACCAGCUAGUGAACAUUCAUGUGCAUUACUUUAAUAUUUAUUCCAUUUUAAAAUUUGUAUAAUAGCUGUCCUUUUUAAGCAACUUAAUAAUCUGUUCUGUAACACAGCAUAACGAAGUGUUAAGAAUGGCCUUUUGUGUUCAUCUUAAAAAUGUUGGCAUGUUUUCUCAUGGCCCAGGUUCUAAAUAAUAGAAUUUACUGGGCUACACUAAAGAAUGCAAUAUGUUAGCUUUGCUUGCAUGUCAAAAUGUAUUUGUGCUAUAGGAAAUAUUUUAAAUGGAAAUAUUUUGUUUUUAAAUUAUUUUUACAGUGUGGAUUAUUUUCUGCUUUUAUAUUGUAUAUAGUGUCUUUUAUGUAACCAACUGGCAAAUGUUUUGUAGAAGACUGUUUUAAAAUGACCUGGCUCUCUUCCUGCAACUUUUGAAAUACAAAACCAGUGUUUUAUACUCGUACAGUCUGUUUCAAAGGCUAUUAAAUUGUCAUUUAUCUUUCAGUUGCUGUUAAAAA